This is a messenger RNA of Mugil cephalus (flathead mullet), 1677 nucleotides long. RefSeq names its product G protein-coupled receptor 182 (gene ackr5). Gene Ontology annotation, biological process: G protein-coupled receptor signaling pathway. Gene Ontology annotation, cellular component: membrane. The transcript has 2 exons. Bases 172 to 1263 code for a protein of 363 amino acids. The record is from RefSeq and is a predicted model, not a curated record. Gene Ontology annotation, molecular function: G protein-coupled receptor activity. NCBI's taxonomy places the organism in Eukaryota, Metazoa, Chordata, Actinopteri, Mugiliformes, Mugilidae.
CUUUCUGUUGAUGGGAAGUGGGAGGGUAGGAUCUCCAGGCUGCUUGAUUGUUCAGAUAGUCCUGAGCAUCAGAGCUGGAAGGAGUCGUCUCCUGUCUGCAGGCUUCAGACCGAAAAUUCAGGAGGGACCUGCCCUCUUCAGCUCCUCUACACUCACCACCACAACCAGACCAUGAGCACUCACGGGUUCAACCACUCAUUUGACAUCUUCAAUGGCACGCCGUGGUUCGUCUACGAGUGCACCAUCAAGCUCGACGCAGACUACCGGCGCAUCGCCCUCUUCCUGCUCUUCCUUUUCAUCUUCUUCGUGGGCCUGCUGGAGAACGUUCUGGUCGUCUGGGUCAACUGGCGCCGCCGCCACUCGGCCAACGGGGUUUUAUUCUGUAUCAUCAACGUGAGCCUGUCGGACCUGAUGGUGAUCGUGAUCCUGCCCUUCUUCAUGAUGGAGGUGACCAUAGACAAGGUCUGGCUGUGGGGCCGCUUCCUCUGCAAGGUCACCAACCUCAUCUAUAUGGUCAACUUCUACAGCAGCUCCUUCUUCCUGGCCGGCAUGACCCUGGAGCGCUACCUGUCCCUGACCAGGCCAUCGUCCCCGGCCUUGUUCCCCGUGGCGGGCCGCCAGCGCUGGGUGCUCUGCGGGGGCCUGUGGAUGCUCUCCCUGUUUCUGGCUCUGAUAGAGAACGUCCACGUGGAUCUCCUGGAGUGGGACGAGCCCGGCUGCUACAUGCUGCCCGAGCACAACUACACCGAAUGGUUCGUCAGCGUGGCCAUCCUCUGCCUGCUCUUCCAGUUUCUCGGCCCCGCGGCCGUCAUCAUCACCUGCAACGUGCUGAUCGCCCGCGCGGUGCAAACGGCGCCGGACGUGCAGGGCCGGCGGGACGUGUGGCUGGUGCACGUGUACUCCCUGGUGUUUGUCAUGUGCUGGCUGCCCUACCACCUGAUCAUGUUCCUGAUGAUCAUAGACGACAUGGACCCCUUUGUGUUCAACUGCAACACCGUGGAGGUGCUCUACUUCUCUUUCAGCGUGGUGCAGAGCCUGUCCCUGUUCCACUGCGUCGCCAACCCCUUCCUCUACAACUUCCUCAGCAAGAGCUUUCGGAGCAACCUGAUCAACACAGUGGUGAACUACAUACCCAGAGAGGUCACCGCGGACCAGGCGGGAGCAGGGGCCAAGCGCAACACCCCCAACGGAGGCGAGGCAGAGGCGGGGAAGCAGCGCAGGUUCAGCAACGCCAGCACCAGCCAGUCUGACGUCGGAUCAUAAGGAAGGGGGCUCAAAGCAGCUUCAAAGCCACAGGACUGAAUCCAGCUUCGGUGCUUCAGAGCACCAGAGGCACUGACGGGGCUAACCAGACACCUUCCUCUCAUAUCCCACUUCCUGUUUUGUUCCCAUGUAUCUGAUCACAGUUUUAAGCAGAGGAGGACAGGAAAUGUUCCCCACAGGAAUCCCUAUCUAGAAUCUCAUGGCACAGAGGAAGAAUGAUGCUACACCAGAAAUGUGUGUAAACAGACGUGCUGCAGUAUCAGACAGGAGCAAACCUCAUAUCCAUGUAAACAUCUAGGAAAUGUGACACUAUAACCGCCAGAUAAAGCUUAGCUCACAGCACUAUAUACUUAUUUAUCAGUUUCUGGAUGCUGAUAUGUUCUGUUACAAUGUAAUAAAACUCCCUCAAACACU